Oryza sativa Japonica Group (Japanese rice) is the source of this 1122-nucleotide messenger RNA. Its product is annotated as mediator of RNA polymerase II transcription subunit 9. The record is from RefSeq and is a predicted model, not a curated record. Lineage: Eukaryota; Viridiplantae; Streptophyta; Magnoliopsida; Poales; Poaceae. Gene Ontology annotation, cellular component: mediator complex.
GCCUUACCCAGUUACCCUCGCCAUUUUUGUGCGUAUCCCUCCUCGUCAGUUUGCCCUUGUCCACCGCCUCCGCCUCCGCCUCCGCCGAUCCCCAUCCAUCCCGCGAGCGAGCAGGGACGCCGUCGUUAGUCCUGCUGCUUCCGCCGCAUCCAUCCUGUGCAGUGCGGUGCCUCGAGGAUAUUUCCCUGUUCCCUCGGUGUUGACUCCUCGUGAAUUCGCCCGCCGCCUGUGCCGCCGCCGAUCACCAUCCAUCCCACGGGCAAGCAGGGGCGCCGUCACCGCAUCCUGAAGGGAAGAGGAAGAUGGAUCAGCACCACGUGCAGCAGCAGCAGUAUGUUGACCCUUAUCGGACAAUGGUGCUGUCACCACAGCCUGACCACCUCAAUGCCCUCCAGUACAAUCACCAGCAGCAGCCACAGCCACCACCGCAAGCAACUCCACCACCACCACAACAUCACCAUGCCUCACUCGCCUCCCACUUCCAUCUCCUCCAUUUGACGACAAGAUUAGCUGAUGCUAUUGGAAAGGGCACAAGGGAUCAAAAUUCUGAUGCACUGGUUGAAGAUUUGACCAGUCAAUUUGCUAGGUGUCAACAACUAUUAAACUCCAUAUCGGGAACACUAAGCUCGAAAUCUAUAGUAAGUUUUGUUACAUCUAAUGAGACAGUUGAAGGACAAAGGAAAAGUUUGGAAGAAACGCAGCAGCUCCUUGAUCAGAGGAAGGAUUUGAUCACAAAGUACAGAAGCUCCGUUGAAGACCUGCUCAAGGGGGAUACAAGAAGAUAGUAACAUGGUGACUGUAUGGUAGAGUUGGAAUGUUAAAGAGGAGCUCGUUGCUACAUGUGAUCGUUUUCUAAUCAGCAUCGGCUACUUUUGUAAUCGAGGUAGCCUUGAAGUUGGUCUGGCUUAGGAACAUACUUUCAGUUUGUGCUAUCUCAUAUUGUUGGUGGGUAAUGGGUUCAUGGGUUUCUGAGACGAGCAUGCUGCCCAGCUUAUAUUGAAGGUUUACUGAGGACCAGUCAUUUUGUUUAAUGGGUAAAUUUGAUCCAUGCCAUUGCAAACUCAUUGUAUUGGAAAAUUGCCAUUAGUAUUUAUCUAUUUGGAAUUUCACGCUUAUUCGAUA